This is a messenger RNA of Uncinocarpus reesii 1704, 1362 nucleotides long. RefSeq lists its product as uncharacterized. The record is from RefSeq and is a predicted model, not a curated record. Gene Ontology annotation, biological process: fungal-type cell wall biogenesis; carbohydrate catabolic process. NCBI's taxonomy places the organism in Eukaryota, Fungi, Ascomycota, Eurotiomycetes, Onygenales, Onygenaceae. Bases 1 to 1362 code for a protein of 453 amino acids. The transcript is spliced from 4 exons. Gene Ontology annotation, molecular function: mannan endo-1,6-alpha-mannosidase activity.
AUGAGGUUACUGUCUCGCCGUUCACACUCAGUAUGGGCCUCUCUCCUGCUCCUCACUUUAAUGGGCGCGCAGUCACUUGUGUCUGCCAUUGAUCUCAACCUGGACGAUGAUGCAUCCAUCAAAAGGGCGGCAAAAAUCGCCGCGAGUGGAAUGACAGUUUUCUACACAGGGCAUUUACCAGGCGAUGUGCCUGGGAACCUACCAGCACCGUACUACUGGUGGGAAGCCGGCGCGAUGUUUGGGGCACUGAUCGACUACUGGUACUACACCGGAGACAGCACUUGGAAUGAUAUCACUAUUCAAGCAAUGCUCCAUCAAGCCAGCCCAUCAACCAAUUUCGAGCCCAGGAACCAAACGAAAUCUGAAGGGAAUGACGACCAAGGAUUCUGGGGAAUGGCUGCCAUGUCUGCGGCAGAGCGCAACUUCCCGAACCCCCCGGCUGAUCAGCCACAAUGGCUAGAGCUGGCGCAGGGCGUAUUCAACUCCCAGGCUCCUCGAUGGGACACGACGAGCUGCGGUGGGGGCCUCAAAUGGCAGUUUUUUACGCUAAACAGGGGAUACAACUAUAAAAACACCAUUUCCAAUGGCUGCUUUUUCAACAUCGCCUCGAGAUUGGCACGGUAUACGAGGAAUCAAACAUAUGCAGACUGGGCGACGAAAUCGUGGGAAUGGACCGAGAGAAUUGGCUUGAUAACACCUACUUAUCAGUUCUACGACGGAACAAAUGACAAACUGAAUUGCACUGAGCUGAAUCGAAUCCAGUGGACGUACAACGCCGGUGUGCACCUUCUAGGAGCCGCCAAUAUGUACAACUACACCAAUGGUGAUAAAAUUUGGCGCGACCGCGUCCAAGGCAUCGUCGAGGGCCUUCGCACCUUUUUCUUCGAGGAAACUAACAUCAUGUUUGAAGUUGCCUGCGAAGGUAUAAAUACCUGCGAUAUUGACCAGCGGUCGUUCAAAGCCUACCUCGCCCGUUGGAUGGCAGCAACCACCCAACUCGCACCUUUUACGAGGGACCUCAUCAUGCCCAAACUCCGUGCUUCGGCUGCAGCGGCUGCGAAAGCCUGUACAGGUGGUAAUAAUGGAGACACAUGUGGCCAUAAAUGGACAACCGGAGAAUUUGACGGCAGUAUCGGCGUAGGAGAGCAGAUGGCUGCCAUGGAGGUUUUCCAGUCAAAUCUCAUUGCAAAAGUGGCGCCCCCUGUUACAGAAUCAACAGGCGGCACCAGCAAAGGCGACCCUUCUGCCGGAGUGCGCGAAGAUCCAGUACCAGAAUUAAGGGACCUUACAACAGCGGACAGGGCUGGUGCAUGGACGAUCACGGCUGUAUCCAUCGUGACGGCUAUCCCAGGAUGGAGUUGA